This is a messenger RNA of Scatophagus argus, 9087 nucleotides long. RefSeq names its product sorbin and SH3 domain-containing protein 1. Lineage: Eukaryota; Metazoa; Chordata; Actinopteri; Scatophagidae. The transcript has 29 exons. The record is from RefSeq and is a predicted model, not a curated record. The coding region runs from base 548 to 5017 and encodes 1489 amino acids. Gene Ontology annotation, cellular component: cytoplasm; nucleus; cell-substrate junction. Gene Ontology annotation, molecular function: protein binding. Gene Ontology annotation, biological process: cell-substrate adhesion.
AUAAUAACUGAUAAGGACAAUACAUACACAUUCGUCUACAUAUCUUUGCUAUCUUGGUGCAAUUCUUGUACCUUUUUAAAGAUUGUGGUGUCAUGACUCUACUCACACGUUAACAUGCAGUCCGUAAUAGUCGUUUCAGUAGUUUAUGAUGUUGUCUAAUGUAUUAAGACCUCAUGAACUGUUAAGUCAUCCAGUAGUGAAUUCCAGAUGUCCUCCAGGCCUGUCUGUCUCUCAUCUGCUGGCUCUGCAGGAGCAUUUUCAGGGGGUAGCAGGAUUUUAUGUGGUGGUCUGCACAGUUGUUGAGAGGGUGCCACAUUCCCAGGUGGCAUGUGAUGACAGGUUCAUCUGGGCACGCCUGUUGUCAAAAACAAACAAACCCCCAGCAUAGCGAGGGUCAAGGUCAAAGCUGGGACCAUCCCUCCUAGACAAGACCCUCAAAGCUCAGCCAGCCAAGUCUCAAGAGGCUUCAGAGGGACCUGAUGUCCAUGGACUAAGGACUCACUGUGCACAUAAUCAAGCAGGGGAACGCAGAUACAAUUUUGAAUUCAUGUCACUGUAUCACAGGACAGGCCCAAAGAACCAAAGGGAGGCGAAGCCUCUCCAGAAGAGGGCAGCGAAAGACCGAGCAGAACAUCCAGGUACUGAAGUCCCGCCAGGUCCUCGAACAGUCUGCGCUGUCAGGAUCACACCUCUGACGACCAUGAAAGGCUCUCCUGACCUGAUUCCUGCUGCAGGUUUGGACCCCAGCAGAGUGUGCAAAGGGAAAGGAGUCGUGACUCUCAGGGCCACCCUCGUCCACAUAGAUGAUGAAGGCUGCAUCAACGAAGAGCCAAAUGUCAUCACAACGCCAAGUGGCUGGACAAGCCAGAUUAAUGGAGACAGCUAUAAAGCAGGACUGGCUGAGGGAGGCAGCAGCAUCACAGCUGAUUUACCUCCUGUAAACAACACUCAGUGCCAGAUAUAUUCACCAGAUAGCACAAAUGAAAAUCACGCUCCAUCCUCCACUGACAUUCAGAACUGUCUCACAUCAACGUCCAGCUCUGUGUAUCCCUGCACCAGUACAGUUAACCCCACCAUAGUCCUGCUGCAACACAACAGAGAGCAGCAAAAGCAUCACUCUCAUUGUGAAGACCCAACCCCAGAAAGGGACAAAAGCCCUGAUACUGGGAGAGACUCGGUCAGUCCAGUCCCUGAUAUGGACUGGAAGAGGCUGCGGCUGUCACUGCACUCCCCUGUCUCGAGUCCUCUCAACAAGCCCAUUGUGCCUGUGCGGAACACUGAAAAGUCCAAAGACUGGUACAAGACAAUGUUCAAACAGAUACACAAAAUACCUGAGCCUAUUGAGGAAAACCCUUACCGCCCCACCUACAUUUUCCCUGAGAACUAUGACAUUCUGAUGAAAUCAAAAGAUGAUGGCCCCAAUCCCUUUGAUUACUUGAGAGAUGCGAAGACAGUGCCGCGCUCAAAAAGUGACGCCGAGGUCGAUUCAAGAGGCCAGUUGAUGCCUGUGCCAACACGGUCCUCUUCCCUCAAACCCUCUGCCAAAAGGAACGAGUGGGAGCCCCCUGAUAAAAAGGUAGACACCAGGAAGUAUCGCGCCGAGCCCAAGAGCAUCUUUGAGUACGAGCCGGGGAAAUCGUCGGUGCUGAAGCUGGAAAGAACGACUCAGGAUGUAAGUCCAGAAGAUGUAGAUUUAGAGAAUGAGCCUUGGUAUAAAUUCUUUUCAGAGAUGGAGUUUGACAAAGCGAGUGCCCCCUCUUUCAGCCCCCUGGAAACAGCCUCCGACCUGCAGCAGUACGCCUCCAGCAAGUCUGGACACAGCGAGGUGGAGAAGGACAGAGGAUCAUCCACAAGUGAGCCUGCGGCUCCUGAAUGCGACCGCCAUGUUUACAAGAGUGUCCUGGAGGGCGGAGACAUUCCCUUACAAGGUCUUCGGGCCCUAAACAAGCGCCAUGGCAGCUCCUCUUCCUCUAAAGUGGAUUAUAAAGGUGGGAAUGGCUAUAUAAUUUCACCCUGCUCUUCUGUAAAUAGUCGAUCGGUUCUUGCCAGUAAUGCAAUAGGUAACCAGUGUAAGAGUAUGAAGCCUCUAUCUGCUGCCAAAGCCUGCAUACCGCAAAUCCUGCCCUCUAAGUUCAAGCCCAAGCUACUGCCUCCCAGUGGUGACAGUCAGGAAAAUAGGACUAAAGCUGUCAGGCACCCAAAGGCCCACAGCUGUGAAGAUUUGUGCACAGGGCCAUGUGACACAGACCAUGCUGGAGCAGAGGAAAGGGAGAGUGGACAACAUUCAGACUUUAAGUCCAGCUGUGGCACUGAGUGCACAGACGGCCUCAGGAAUGUUUCCCCUGCAAUUAGGAGGAGCGCAUCAGAGUUUUCCAGCCUGUACAGGACCAUGCAUCACAUCCAGCGGCCCAGCUCAGCCGGCUGCAGCCCCCACGGCAGCGUCCGCAACCUGGCCUCUCUCUUUGAGAAGGCAAAGGGCGACCGGGGUGAAAGGUCAGAGGCAGAGGAAGGGGGUAGCAUUCCACGGGAUGCGGUGUCGUCACGGGUCAGCGAGUUUGAAAUGAUCAUACAGAGAACCAGCUCGGCACCCAGCCGCUCCUCUUCCCUGCCCACCCUGCACUCCGGCCACAGCCAAAGCCCCAACCACAAAUCCGCCCACCUUUGCAUGGCGUCUGCAGUGUCAGCGGAGUCCCUUUUGGUAGCCAACACCACCCACACCAGUGCCUCCUCCUCAGUGGAGACAGAGGGCAAAAGCUGUGAGGAGGAGGAGGAGGAGGCCUUGUCACCAGGCAGUGAGACUGGUGAGGAGACUGCUUCACCCUCAGAGGAUGGACGCAAUGUCAGAACUGAGUCCCCGUCUAACACUGAGGCCGAGGUUGAGCAGAUCUUCAGUAAAAGUUCCACAGAUCUGAUUCACCAAACUGUUAGUGGAUCGAAGACUCCCUCCACACCUCUUGCAAUAUCCCCUCCACAACACAACCGUAUUCACCUCCACCACCACCACCUCCUGCACCACCUGAACCAUCAACUCCUCCACAAACCCAGCAAAUGCAAAGGCUCCUGCCCAGCCUCUUACACCCGCUUCACCACCAUCCUCAGGCACGAGAGGCAGCAGGCCACGAUCCAACAGGAGAGAGCGCCACCUCUGGAGAAGAAGACUGCGCUGCCUGGGAACCUCUUCCUCAUGGGUCCUGCUCCCUUCAGGUUGCGGAAGAACCUGCAGUCACAACAAACUCGGAGGACCUUGUUGGCCACCAAGGUGGCAAUGGGCACCCAGAGGCCCUGCACUUUGUCUCCUGAGCUCAGACCUCUGAUACCUCAGCGCCUGUCCUCUCUGGAGGUCCUGGAGAGGCUGAGCAACGGGGAGGAAGGCAACGCUCACCACCUGAGUAACGGGCAGGGCUUGGACGCCAACGGGAACCUACUGCAGCCACUGGCAGCUCACCACAGAGACUCAUCCCCAGCACAUGGGGAGAGCCAGGAUGAGGUGUUGCGGAGGCGUCAUGGGGACAAAGAGAAAAUCUUGGAGGAGCAGCGGCGGCUGAAGCGGGAACAGGAAGAGGCCGACACAGCGUCAAGGCGUCACACAGGCAUUGUCCCGACACACCACCAGUUCAUCACCAAUGAGCGUUUUGGAGACCUGCUCAACAUCACAGAUAACACAGAGAAGAGGAAAUCAGGCAUAGAGAGGACUCCGGCCAUGGCUCGCUUUGACUUCAGAGCAGAAACUCUAAAGGAGCUGCCGUUUCAGAAAGGAGACAUUGUCUACAUCAUUCGACAGGUGGAUCAAAACUGGUACGAAGGGGAACAUCAUGGAAGAGUUGGCAUUUUCCCUCAGAGUUAUGUUGAGCUCCUUCCCCCCACAGAGAAAGCCCAGCCAAAGAAAAGUGCCCCAGUGCAGGUGCUUGAGUAUGGAGAAGCUGUCGCCCGCUUCAACUUCACCGGGGACACAGUAGUGGAAAUGUCCUUCAGAAAGGGAGAGAGGAUCACGCUGAUUCGCAGGGUUGAUGAGAACUGGUAUGAAGGCAAAAUCUCAGGCACCAACCGCCAAGGCAUCUUCCCCGUCACCUACGUGGAAGUGCAGAGACGACCCCGCGUUAAAAACGGGGUGGAGUAUCCCGACCCUCCUGUGUGCCAGUCUCCACAGCGCAGCAACAAUGCUUCUCCUCAGCUGUAUCGUAAUCGCCUGACCACCUCCCCCUUGCCCCUCCCUCGCUCCCCCCGCCGGUCCGUGUCCCCUGAAGUCCAUGCCAUCUCGUCUGAGUGGAUCUCCUUGACUGUGGGAGGCGGAAGCCCUCCUGCUGCACCCACCCCUCCCCUGCCGCCGCUGCCCACCGUGUCCUACCGCUGUGGCGAAUACCUGCCUCCGCCCUUCUCUGCCAGUCCCGUGCCUCCCAUCACCGGCAGCCCGUACUGCGUGUCCCCCGUGGCUUCCCCGGCUGCUUCCCCUCUUCCCCCUCCUUACCCACCCAGACCCAACUCAGCCACUCCCUUCCUUACAUUCACCCCACCUCAGGGGGAGGACUUCCUGCUCUCCCCUCCCUCCCCACGUCUGUCACGUAGUGUGAGCCCCUGUGGCGGGCCGGUGCUGGAGGGCUGGCUGAGGGGGGAGAAGGAGUUGACAGAAGGGGAAGGUACAGAGGGUGACAGGGGCCACGCAGCCCCAGGCAACAGGCGAAAUAGCCCUGCAGAGUUUGUGAGGAAUGAGGCUGACCACCAUGGACGGAGCUCCAGAAGCCCUGUGAUGCUGUUCGACAUCCACGAGAACAACAAUGUCAACUCAUUUGCGCAACCAAAGUCCCACAGCAGCAGCCCGGAGCCAAACCGUCUCAGCUGUGGAAUUUUCCAGGCUCUGUACAGUUAUGUGCCGCAGAACGAGGAUGAGCUUGAGCUGAAGGAGGGAGAUCUCGUCAGCGUCAUGGAGAAGUGCGAUGACGGCUGGUUUGUCGGUACCUCAAAGAGGACAAAACAGUUUGGGACUUUCCCAGGGAAUUAUGUGAAGGAGGUGAAACCGUAAAGAUGUCUAAUCUGGCUGUAACACAUGGUUGCCUGUCAAGCUUGGGAACUCAUUACUAUUGCGCAUGGCUGUUGGUUAGUAUAGUCGUUUAACCAGGCGAAAUCAUUUUGUCUGGGAAAGUGAUCAGUCGGACAGAGGUAUGUCAAACUGCUCGAGGCGGAGACAGAGACAGCUCACUGCCCAGACCUCAGUAUGGUGUACACCUUGACCACAUUUCACACACUUGUUGACAGAAUUCGUCCGUCUCCACACGUGGAAAUUUCUCUGUGAAAAGCUACCACAAACUAGCCUUUAUUGUAUACAUGAUAGCUUCCAUUUUGUCCAUGUAACUUACAGCACACAAGUGUUUACGUAGCUCCUCAGCCUGGAGGCCGGCAGCAGAGCAGUAUAUGGAUCAAAGAGUGGAUCUUAUUACCUGAACUGGACUUUGGAGGAUUCAGAAUAUAUUUUUAUGUGAUGUGGGCUUGGAGCUGUUUGUCAUGAGCUACCUUUCAGCACCAGUGUUUAACACGAUUAGCUAUGUAUGAUGCAAACCACGCAUCCCAUGAUUCAAAGACAUUGUCAGUCUUUUAGUCUGAAAACCUUUUGUGGCAAAUUCACAAAGAACGGAUUGCGGCUGCUGAUAGCACCGUGAAUUAUGCAUCACUUGCAACUGCUGCCCCUUCUGAAGGUCCACUUCACAAAAGAUUUUGUGCUAUUGACACAAACAUCAAGUUUACAAUUUGCCAUUGUUUUGUGUCUGUAGUUAUCUGUAUGACAAAGUCUAACACGCACAUUAAAAUGACAGAAUUGACUGAAUGUUAGAUUGGCUGAUAGAGAUCACUGUGAAACAGUAAACACCCCAGUCAGCUGAUGGAGAAGAAGAAAAGAGGGAGGGCAAAAGGAGACUACAGAGUGACUACAUGCUAAAGACGUCAAAUAUCUUAUUCACGUCCACAAUAAAUAAUAAAUAACAAUAAAUGUGUCUUUGGCGAUUAGACCAUAUCAUGACUCUCCCUUAUAAAUGUGCUUCAUUUACCACCAACUCUCUGAAGCCACCAAUAAAUUUCACUCUAACUGUGUGUGGUUAUUAGCACUAGUGUUUGUGAAUUGGACUUUUUUUUGGCAAUGGGGCUCACAUGAAUAUAAAGGAGCUGAUUUUGCACCAAAUGUAUGUAUAUUACCUAAUUUAGAUAUCUGCAGAGCACCAAGAAGCUAUUUGCUUGGCAGCACAGUCAGGGGUGAACAUCAUGCCUUGUGACUGCUUUGAGAAUUAAAUUUUCUUUUUGGCUUUGUGCACAUUUAGCAGUUGCAAAAGCCUGAAUCCCUUUGUGAAUUUGCCCCUCAGUGUUUGGAUCAACAUAAUAUUUAUUAAAUUUAAUGUGGUGGAAAUUUUUCCUCAGUUUAGAUUUAUGAAAAUGACUUCCAGAGUUUUAAGACUUGAACCUGGUCCAACAUAUCUGUUUUACUUUCUGUUAUUUUUCAUCAUAAAGUCACUACUUUUGAAGAACGUCACAGCAUUCAACUCAGUGUAACCCAAAAGCUUUAGGUGCCAGUUCAGUAUUGCCUUCAUUUCCUAUCCAAAGGUUGAUAUACAGUAGUUAUUAGACAGUGCAUGACAAGAAACAGUCAAAUGUUGAAGUGUGCUGUAAGCUGCUCUUUCUAAGUUACCGCAGCAAACACAACUACAGGACAUGUGGACUGAGUUGCAUGUCUGAGUAAAGGGGAGAGAAGCUGUGUACAUGAAUGUCCUAUAUUUUCAGAAAUUAUUUAUUUAUCCUUUUUAUACCUCUUUGUCAAAAUAGAAGUAAAGUGUGUCUGCUGAUGGCUGAUGCCUGGAAGGUAGCUGGUUGGCGCCUGGUUUCAACGCAUCCACAGGACAGGCGUGGUAGCUCUUAACUUCCUGUUUGAUCUUUUAGGGAGAUCCCACCUAACAAGAUAAUAGUACCUUAAUCAAUGAUGACACAAAAUGCUAUUUAACGUGUGAAGUAAAGCCAACAAAGUGUCUUUGAAAAUAAUCAUUUAUAAGAGCAUAUUGAGAUUUUAACCAUGACCUUACUGACAUGUAAAUGUGUACAGAAAACUUUAAGAGGCCUUCCAAAUAUGGCUACAUAUUUUCAUAUGUAACGACUACAACUUGGGUAAUACCCUUAGUAGAAUGGCUUAAAUAAUUAGGUCAGUAUUACUACAGCAUGCACUGUAAAAUCAAUAAGAGAUUGACAAAUCAUAUCGGAGCAUGAAACACUGUCACUGUAUUUGCCACCUGUAGCUUAUGGAGAACGAGGUGAUGGUAACAGUCUGCUGCUUGAGCUUCAGUAGCACCCUGAUGGAGGAUGUCUUUGAAUUCUGCUAUCAAAGCAUCAGAGCUGUCUUCUUGCGAGGACAGAGCUCCCACAUCUCCAGCACCAUCAGAUCCCGUAACAGACAGCACACAUCAGAAUAGACCCUCUGCACGUCCAGAUUCAAAGAUGAUAGCUAUUGUUUUUCUUUGCUCGUGUUUCCAUCAGAUUCCACGUUGUCGUCAACCGCUGCACUGUGUUCAUCAAUCCAGAGCUGUCCAAUAGGACUUGCAAAUAGCACUCAGUACCUGUUGUGACCUGCUCGGACUAGCGGACGGAUGCAGUUUAGUGAUAAUUGCUGAAGAAGUAUUUUCAAGUCUAUACAAGGUUUACAGUUUAUACAAGGAGGACUGAUGUAGCGAGUUCCCAAUCCACACAUUCAUAAUCAAAUGGUGCCAGACUAUCAGUGGGCCUACCUUUUAGUUUUAUGAUCGCCUACAAAUUCUGAAAUGUGAAGUACUGAUAGAUAAAACAGCAACUCUCACUAGAUCUAAAAGUGUAUGUUUACUGUAUCCUUGUUUUGUUUUUUUUUGGUGUCAGCAAAGUGUCAGCUCCUGUUGUGCAGUGAUGAUGAACAAUGACCUAACUGGAACAUAAUUUGAAGCUGUGUUGCUUCCAAGUGAGUGAUAUACGAUGUUUAAUAAUUGAUAAAGUACAUGAAUGUGAGAAAAUUCAGUAGCAAUCAGUGUUUCAUCCUCUCUGGCGUUUGCUGUUGAUCAGGCGUAUGUCCUGUUCGGAUCACCUCUGGUUACUUUGCCAGCGUCAGCAAGGGAGUGUUUUCUCAGUACGGAACUCUCAGUAUAAUACACCGCAGUGUGGGUUGUCCUGUACAGCACUGAUAUAAUAUUCAGGUGUUCUGCUGCAACACAAAAGCAUGUUUUUCCCUCCACUGCUGGCUAAACAUUUUUGUUCCUGUGUAACUCUAGCUCUGCAUGAGUGUGCUGAUCGGUUGCCCUGAAGGCUUUUCUUUCCUGACACAACAAAAGAUGAGAGGUUCGCUAAUGGACAAAUAAAAAAAUCACUAAUUUAGUCAUAACACGACUCUAUUUAGAUGUUUGGGUUUGGGUUCCAUAAAACAUCACAGGAUGUAUGAAUGUAUGAAUGUGGCCGAUGCAGACACAAUAUUUAAAAAAAAAAAAAAAGUCUGAAUUUUCAUCUUAAAUGAACAUGCAGACUGUUGAGCAGCAUGGCACGUGAAGGACUGUAAAUAUGUAAAAUAAAAAAAUAGGCUGCGAGCGAUGGGAGCAUUAGAUUGAGCUCUCUGUCACUUGCAGCAGUUUAUUCACCUGAAGGAUUUUUUUUGGCAAAGCACAAAGUGGAUUGUUACCGAGCACAGGAAGUUUGACGUAUAUGAACAUUACGCUGCCAUUUGUGAGGAUCAUAAUGCCUUAUGUUAGAAAAUUGUGCCUCAUUUUCAUUUAAUUUUCUCUUUUUUUUUUGAGCAUCGCUGAAAUGUAUCCAUGACAUAUUUCAUGUAACCAUGAUUUUCCCAUUAGUCCUAGUCUCUGUGAUGGGAGAACAUUAACUAAGAACUUGUCAGUUACUGUGCAAGUACCUAAAAGUGUGACACAGUGCUUUAAAUUAAUGAUUAAUAAUCAGAAGAAUGGACUCGUUUGAUGACACACAACCUGCAGCAGGUUUGGUUUGUUUGCUUCAAUUUGCAGUGCUGUUACAUUGACAAUAUUAAAAUAAAAAUACUAUACACUGCUGUGACUUCGGUAUUAUGCAAUAUUUAAUAAACCAUUUAAACCA